AUGACGGCAGUUACUCCCAUAGGCUGGGACCGCCGUUACUCCCAAUCAGCAACGGCCACGUCUUCUGGCCCCUCUCCCAGAGCUCCCCGUGGCGCGAACGGAGUUGCAACCGGAGCUCCUGCAGCUUCGCCGAAAGCUCCGAGAACGUCCCCGUCGAGCGGCACUCUGUCGGGUGCUGGCGGGCUAACCACUCGGCCGUUAGGCGCCUCGCCCCUGCCUCCUCGCCUCGCGUCUCCGAAAGUUCCGCGUCCGAGUGUCGCGGCGCCUCUGGCACCUAAAACGUCGCCACAAACUCCGCGCAAUGCUUCGAUUCCGCCGCCGCCGGUGUUUUCUCCUCUGCCCAACACGUGGUUGAGCGAUAAACUGUCCGACCCCAAGGUGCACGGGAGCCUCCUCCUCUACAACCGCGGACUACCCGGGUCAGCGAGCGACGGCGAUAAUCGCGAAGUUCGCGAAGGAGCGUCUCCAAAAGUGUCGCUGGUUCGCCACGAUGGCGCGGGUGGCGAAGUGCUCGUGCGAGCUUAUUCGUUCCAGGGCGGGCCUGGUGGCAGUGCUUCUGCCGGCCGCCACGCGGAGAACGCGCAAACCGAGGGAGGGGGACAGCAAGCGCAAACCGCAGCGGACGAGCACUGCGUAGAAGAUGGCGGAGCGCUCGUUAUCGCGAACACUCUUCGUCGCAACUACCAGCUCGGAAACCGGUCCGAAUCGACGACACGUUAUCGGAAUGGAUAUCUAGCUGACGUGGCAGUGACGGGGGAGGAUCUGGCGGAUCGGAUUGGCCUCCCUUCCCGCGCUCCCGCUUUUACUGCUUACGUCGCCGCUUCGCGGAAGCUUCAGCAACUUACGCUGGAGGAUCUGACACGUCAGCUUCAGGAAAACGCAAUCUGGCCGUCCAAGUUCGAGUCGCUCAAGCAACGGUUGCAAUCGAGGGGCAUCGCGUCAGGCGGCCAUGAAGCAUCCAAGAAGCUUCCACGACUGCCGGCGGAAGGUGGCGGAAGUUCGGGAAGCCCAACAUCCGUCCUCGAAAGGACUCGUUAUAAGCUUGCCCGUUUACAGCCGCACCUCAUACAGUUUUACCGCUUUUGCCGACAGAUGCUGCUGGAUCUCCUCUUCUUGUCCGCGUUAAAAGAUGGCGACAGCACAGAGGCUCAAGUUACAAGCUCUCAGGGCUUACCUUUCAACGGGUUCGCGCUUCCAUGGGCAGCGGAGUUUGUUCCCACAAGCAGUAGUCUCGGAGCUAUGGUCUCGGGCGUGAGUAGAGCGAGUGGUGACUGUAACGGGGGAGCCUCGUUGAGGAGGCAGCAGCUCGCUGCCAAGUGGCUGGAUCUCUGCGUGGUCGCCGCUGGCGCGGGGAAGGAUUUUGCGCCCGGUGACCGUGCGCAAGCGCAGGCGCAAGCUAAGAGGGAAGCGGUUGGUUUGAAGGGAGCGUGGGACGCGGAAAAGAGCGACGCGCUUUUCGAGGUCCUGUCGCGGGUGCUGCUGGCGCUACGGAUGGACGAAAUCCUGGCGAAUGUGGUAACAGGAACUGUUGACGAGGAGGAAGAAGCAGCUGCGAGCGCUGCGGCAAGCGGAAAGCGUGCGGAGGAUGAAUUGGUGAAGCGGUGGCGCAGGCGUGCGAGUGACGGGAGCGGAACGCGCGGAGCGCUGGUGUUGUCGGUGAAGCUGAGCGGAACAGACGCGAGCCGCUGGGUUCUGCGGAUGGCGGGCGGCGUGGAUGCGCACGUGCGGCGCGUGGCCGCUGGAGUCAUCGAUCGGAUUCUGUGGGAUGUCGAAACGGGCCGACUGCAGAACGAGCUUGAGAAAGAAUGCGCCCGGCUGGACUCGAACCCGCGACCUGGUGGAAUCAGCGGGGCUAGAAGCCUUGGUGAAAUUUCAACGAUUUUGUCGUUACCCGAUCCGCUUUCCAGCCGUUUACCGAGAUCUCCCCUUUCUUUGUCGUCUAGCGAGAGCGACAGCAGCGGAAGCGACGGGGAAGAUGAAGGGAAAGGCGGAAGGGUGGGUGGGAAAACUCCAAGUUCCAUCCCCGCUAGUAGCUCGGACGUGCUUAUAUCGAGAGUCGCUGGUGCUUUGAUAGCGUCUCUUUGUGCUGCUGCUGCGCUUCCUGUCGGCGCGAAUGUUACAACCGGCGCUGGGGACGGAAGCAAAGCCUCGGCAGGCGGAAGUAUCUCAAGCGGGAAUAUCUCAGGCGGAGGACUCUCCCCUGAAAACAGGAGCUUAUCGCUGCCGACUGGAGUCGACCCAAGAAAACUGCUUCCCGCGUCAGCGUCCACGUCAUCGCCGCGCUCUUCCACGUCAGCCGGGUCUACUGCUUCUUCCGGCAGUAAUGCCGGCCCUGCGCAAGGGGGAACCACUGCGGAAGGGGAGGACGGUUAG
This is a messenger RNA of Closterium sp. Yama58-4, 2373 nucleotides long. The record is from the annotation of a GenBank genome assembly. NCBI's taxonomy places the organism in Eukaryota, Viridiplantae, Streptophyta, Zygnematophyceae, Desmidiales, Closteriaceae.